GUGAGACAUAUGCAAGAGGGUGAAUGGCUGACUUGGCUUGUUGUUCAGCAUAUCAGUGAUGUAGUUAUUUUACACAUGGAGCCACCAAUUCACAUUCUGAUCCAGUCCAUUCAUGCAUCUCCAGCAGCCUCAGCGUUACUUAUUCAAGCUAUACAUGCACGUUGUGAUCAUGUCCAGAAAGCUGAAUAUGGGGGCCAUAUAAUAUCAUUAGUCUCAGGUGUCCACAUUUCACAGUCUGGGGCUCUAAUCACCUUCUUGGUAGAACGGCUCUUGGCUUCCUCAUAUUUAGUUGUAACUCGUGCUGCAUGUGCUCUAGCUACUCGCCGUUUACAAUUGUUGCUGGCCAUGCCACCUGGUCAGGUGGCGCUCCAGCUACCAUUAGAGGAUAUGUCAAAGGUCCUUAAUUACAUUAAGGAAAAUAAACUGGAAAAAAGGUAUGGGCAGCUGCAUGGCUUACUACAAAGGUUGAUGGGACAAGUUCAUGGAGUUACUGUCCCGCAAGGAAAUGAAACUUCUCAGCCAAGCUUAUCCCACACGUCUGUCACUACGUCAACACGUUUAGAUCUGAACUGGUACCUGGCUCUUGUAAGAAAUAGAUGUACUCAUGGUGAAGGAGGUGGUUUAGAAUGUAGCCAGUUGUUAAGUCAAUUGGAAUAUUCUGAGAUCAUCAAUGUCAUGUCUGGAAAGUCUUUCAACACUGCACUCCUUACUUACACCCUAAGGCUAGGACUGUCCACGACUUUGCAGGCUAACAGAGACUGGGGUGAAUGUAACAGUUCUGUUGAAACAGGUGAUAGUGAAGAAGGAAGCAGUGGAAGUGGAACAGGUGAAGUACCAUUGUACACAGCCAGCAAAGUCAUUCUACUUCAGCAUUUGGCCCGGUUGUCAGGUUCUCUACCGAGGCCUCAUCAUAUUUUCACACCAGGUGGUGGGAACAAGUACAGUGAGCGAGUUUGCAAACUUCUUUCUGGAGAUGAUGGUAUAGGCAAUGUAGUUGACACUCUGGCUCCAGCAGUUGUUGAGUAUCUCACAGCUAUGUCUAGGUUACCGUGGGGUGGUCAAGUUCUGCCUGAAAGUUCUGAGCACAUACUUCGUUUUUCUCUGUUAGCUAUGGAGUACCUUCACUGGCAAGUCUGGUUAGGGAGUGUAAGCAUAGAUGUAGCAAGUUUAUGCUUAAACUGUGUGGACUCUGUCUUACGCUGCAGCACUCUCUCAGGGCUCCUUGGUCUCUCUGACCGAGUAUCAUACGUAUGCUCCAUGAUAGCUGCUCUCCAUGCUUCUGCAUCUUAUUUAAUCAAACCAAGGGCACUCCCAAGCCUUCCUUCAGGCCUCACUCAGUGUUUAAAUGGUGGGGAAAGCAGUCCAUUGGUGGCUUGCAAAAGACUAAUGCAACUAAUUGUCUGGUUGGAGGCUGGUAACUUGCGAGAUUUGCCAUUAUGCAUUGCUCAUCCUAUAAGAGGCAUUGUUAUGGGUUUAGGUCGAAUGCCUGUGGUCAAUAGUAUUGUAAGAAUACCUCCAGAUAUGUGGACGUUAGGUUGGACACCUCAGUUCACAGGUGAUCAUGGUACAAAUUUACCUCCAAUUCCAGUGGAACUUCUUCAAGAGACUGAUGUUCUUAAGCAGUUCAUAUUCAGGAUGGAGCUCUUUGGUUGGAUUGGUCGACAACAGUUUGAAGAAACAUGGAUGGCACUUUUGUCUGUUUUAAAUGCUACACCAAAUGAAAAUACUCCAUCUGCAGAACUUCCAUUUAUCAAUUUGAGUUUAUCACUUGCUGUACGAGGUAUUACUGCACUGUUGAUUCAGACUCUUCUUUUGCCAAUGCCGGGUAAUCCUCACAGUGGACAUUUGCUUUGUCUUCCAAGGGAUAAACCACCUCAUUAUCUCACAUCAAAAUCUGGGAAAAAACUGCAGGAGAUAAUGUCACGACUGCAUGAAAAAUUGAGAGAGGUUCACCAUCUUAUCAAAGGAGGGCCAAAACAAGCUCCAUCGUACCAGCUUGGCCAAGUUUCUGUGGAAUACCUGGUGACUGCCCUCAACAGCCAUGCAGAACCUCCAGAGUCACCGGAGACAAUUCUACAUACAGGAUGCUAUGAAUUUGAAGUUCGAGAACGACAACUUGCUAGUUGUGGGCUGGAUGUACAUUCGUGUCUUCAUUUUCUCCACUAUCUUUAUUCUUCUUGGUUGAGACCACAGAGUGGUUUGUGUGCUUCUGUUGUUGCUGAAGUGGUUAAAUCAGUCAGUUGUUUGUGUGAUCUGUUUUGUUCAAGUGCACAUCACCGUUGGGUUCUUGAAGCUCUAAUACCCCUACAUACAGUUCAUCCAAUUGAAGACCAUAUAACUCAACAGUAUAUCAUCUUAGCAACUUGUAAAGCCUUAGCAACUUUAAAGUUGGCUAAACAGGAGGUCAGUUCAUCCCUCAGUGAAGGUGUUGUACACAUUGUUGAAAGUGGUCUUAAGAGUGGGCAGGUCUGUGUGCGUAUGUGUGCUGUUCAGGGCCUCCUUUAUCUGUUGCAGGGGCCUCCUGAGGAAAGCCCACCCCUGAUUAUACUAGCUGCUAACUAUAUACUAAAAUACAACGAUGGGAAAAGUGUAGAAUCUGAGAGCCAUGAAGUUGCUGUUUGGGACUUAUGGGUGUAUCUUGUUGAACAUUAUGAAACAUUACCUGAUCCCACACUGCCUUCUACAGCACUACACAUGGCUUUGUCUACUGCAGCAACAUCCUCUACAACUCCUCGUCUACUCCACCAAGUCUUAAGGGGUGUUGAAAGACUAGUAUUAGUUCAGCAGUUGUCAAGUAAUACUGUUGAAGUCAUUUUUAAAUUGGUUAUGGAUUUGGUGUUGAACUGUUCACCCUCAACAUCUUUAGCAGCUCUUCCAUUGUUUAUCACAGCACUGUAUGCUAAUGUAAGGAACACCUCAUCUCUCAUACAUGAUAUAGGAGGGGAUGAUAAGUCCUCUGACCCAGAAACACUCCUCCUUGUGAUGGAAAAACUUUCUGUUUUCUUUGAUCGGAUCAGGGUUGGUUACCCACAUGAAGCGGGUGUUAUUGCUGGAUUGCUUGGCCCCUGUUUGUUGGAUGUUCUUCCUGCUAGUCAGAUUUUAAAUAAAGUAAUUACAGAAUAUAUAUCCAGUCAUCAACCUCAUCCUCAUCUCUUGGCUUCUACUUUGUUUCAAGUGUUCGAAGGAGCCAUAAGUGAGAGUGGUGAGGGGUUAGUCCAAGAAUGGGUUCUUCUGUCUCUUAGCAACUUCACUCAACGCAGUCCCAUUUCACUUGCUGUUUGGUGCUUAACCUGCUUUUUCAUAGCAGCAUCUAGUAAUAGAUGGCUCAGAGCAGCAUUUCCUUCUGUUCAGGCCCGUCUAGGAAAGCUGGAUACACGAGACAUUCAGAUAUUCUGCUUGUCUGCUUCCCAUUUCCGUCAGAGUUUAGCUACCCAGGACCAAAAGGACAAAUUUGAAGCAGUGUUUCAAGCAGUUGCUACUCCUGGCUCACCGUAUCAAGAAUUAUUAGAUUGUAUAAAAGAGUAAGACAAAUUAGAUUUUUCUCCUUUUACACUUACAGAGGACUUAGGUGUUGGGAGUGAAUACCCUGAUUUUGUAGUAUUCAAGUUUUUCUAGAUAUGGCUCUAGUGGGUGAUCAGUAGUGUCUGUACAGUACUCUAAUAUUACAAAUUAGAAUCUCCUAUUCAGUGCACUGUAGCCCCAUGUUGCCAGGAUGGAUAUAAAAUGAAUUUUUAAUUGUGUAUGAUUGUUUAUUAUAAUUUGUAAAGUUUUGUAACCUUUAUGUAUAGGUGUAUAUAUAUUCAUACAUUAUACAUAUUCUUUGGAAUAAUUUGUUUCAAUUAACAAAUAGUAUUCAGUUUUUCCUUAAGACAUGAUUAAAUAGUAUUUACUAAAUAACAAAUUAAUUUAUAUAUCCUUUGGUCCUAAUAAAAGAAUUAUUCAUAAGUUAACACAUUAUAGGUUAACAGCCAAUCUGGAUAUUAUUUAAAUGAUUUAUGUUGGAAUAGUCCAUAUUUGCUUUGCUUGGCUGUGAUAUAUAGUAGGUUGUAUGUGAGAGGUGUACCGAUGUAAGAGAUUGUCAGAGAUUAAGGUUAUUCUUUAUUAUGAAGAGAACAUUAAUUGUAAAGCUUAUUACUGUGUAUCUAUGAAGCAACCAUUGUAAGUUUGUAUUUUGUAUAUAUGUAUAUGAAACUUUCUCUGUUCAGUCAUUAUGUUAACCUUGAUUUAUGUCAUGCUGCAUAAUCCCUAUUGCGUAUUGUAAAGGAAUUUUGAGGUUGGUCACUUGUUAUGCAUAGUAACAUUAAGAGCUUGACCUUCAAGCUUUAUGUUUUAGGAGUAUCCUGUCUCAUUUCUUUUCUUGUCAAAUUAAUAGAGUAGAAUUCAGAUUGUCUGUUUAUACCAUUCCAUCAGCUCUUGAAGCCUUCUUAUUAGGCUAAUCAACCCAAUGAUAUAGUUAUGUUCAUAAAUUUUAUUUUCUUUUGUGUGUAUAUCUUAAAUAGUUUUGUAUUCUCAGUUGAUAUAAUUGAGUGCAAGGGCUGUAAUGAAGGUAGGGACUGGUUUCAACUCAUAUUAUCACAUACAUUUGAACAAACUGUGAUGUGUUUUCUAGUAGUAUGUGUCUACCGGAUAUUGCUUCAGAGAACAGGGUUCCAGUGAGAUUUAGAGUUCUUUUGCUGUAAAAUUAGUUGUUCCGACACGGCAUACAAACCUUCGGUCCUUUUACAAUAGGAAGGUACUAGCGGCAGCUGGAUAGGUCGUAAGCUUUCG
Molecule: messenger RNA, 4767 nt
Organism: Macrobrachium nipponense
Lineage: Eukaryota; Metazoa; Arthropoda; Malacostraca; Decapoda; Palaemonidae
Product: huntingtin-like
Cellular component (GO): nucleus; cytoplasm
Source: RefSeq, a predicted model, not a curated record